GCUACAUAAGGAGAGCUGUCCUGUCUGAGGUGGACAUAUAUGUCUACAGAUCAAAUGCGAAACUGAAGAGAACUGCCAGGGUAUAUUGGUCCAUUGGUAUGUCAAGGGAGAGCGAGUGAGAUUGACAGAUACAGUGAUUUGGAUUUUGAGCGGCCCGUGCGAAUCGGGAGCAGGCAGAGAAGAGGAAGUGGGGGUCAGCUAGAUUUCUUAAAAUACAAACCAGCUGUAAGGAACUACUCUGAGUCUGUUACAUACAAAUUAAGUUAACCUCUAAAAGGCGACCCCACUGUGAAAGAAACUACAGAGGAGAUGGUGGAGUGCCUGACAACUUUGGUUUACCUUUUACUUCUCUCUUGUGUCUCAUCGACUGAAUCCCGCAUUCUGAAAUUUGUUGUUGCCGUAUUUCGUCAUGGCGAUCGAUCCCCCAUUGAGUCGUUUCCCAUGGACCCUCACAGUGAGGAAGCGUGGGCACAAGGCUUCGGGCAGCUAACUGAGUUGGGGAUGAGACAGCAGUUUGACUUCGGCAGGUUUCUAAAGAGACGCUAUGGACACUUCCUCAGUGAAGACUACAACAGCAAAGAGGUGUAUGUGCGGAGUACAGACUAUGACCGCACUCUAAUGAGUGCCCAGGCUAACCUGGCUGGGCUGUUCCCCCCAAACAGACGCCCCCCUCCCAUCAUGCCCCAGUUACCAUGGCGGCCCAUUCCAGUGCACACUGUCACCAGAGCACAGGAUAAGCUGUUGAAGUCCCCAAGCAAACACUGCCCCAGGUUUAGAGAGCUGAUGGGGGAGACGUUUGACAGCGAACACUACCGGAGAGUUCUCAAGUCUCACCAGCGAUUUAUACAGGAGCUCUCCAACCACACUGGGUAUCCUGUGUCUAGGCUGCUGGGCAGGAAUUCCAUAUGGAGGGUCUACGACACUCUCUCCUGUCAGAGGAAUCACAACCUGACCACCCCUGGCUGGGCCACGCAGGAAGUACUCAACACUCUACAGGAAAUAUCCUCCUUUGAGGUCAUGUUCAGCGUCGUCACUCACAAGAGAAAGGAAAAGGCCAGGCUCUCAGGAGGGGUUCUGUUGAAUGCCAUCCUGAGGAAUUUCUCCAAGGCAAUGGAGCAAAGGAGCACGCUCAAGUUCAUCAUGUAUUCAGCACAUGACUCCACCCUCAUCACUCUCCAGGCUGCCCUAGACGUGUACAAUGGUCUUCUUCCUCCUUAUGCUGCCUGUCAGCUCUUUGAGUUCUACCAAGAGGACGAUGGGUCCUAUUCUCUUGACUUGUAUUACCGUAAUGACUCAUCCCGUGAUCCCUACCCGACCCCUGUGCCUGGCUGUGAGACAACUCCGUGCCCUCUGACCUCAUUCACUGACCUGGUUAAAGAUGUCAUCUCAACGGACUGGGACGCCGAGUGUGGGCUCAAACCAUCAUGGUCCAACACAGGUGUCAUUGCGGUGCUUGCAGUGGCAGUUGCUAUCCUGACAAUGGCGCUGUUGGCCAGCAUAGCUGUGUUAAUUCACCGGAGUAGAAACCUGUACUCCAGGGAGGGGUAGUCUGGCUUGAAUACGUCUUCCUAAAACAUCCUGGAGGCAUUUGGAGAGGACAGGACAACACAUCAAUACUUAUAGGCCUACUAUGAGAUUAAAAUGGAAAUAAUCCAUACAAUGACCUUGUGAAUUUUGUUCUCUUGCGAUCCAUUGUACUUUUUUGUAUUGUGUUGUAUUGAGUUCCUAUUGGAUGUUGUUCUAUUUAGCAGAAUGUCAAGUCAUCUUAGGUCUUGGUUGAGUGAUUUGGCUUUUAUAAUAUUUAGAAAAUGAUUGAAUUAGUUGUCUCCUUGACUUUUUCCACAUUAUUGUCACACACAAUAAUACCCCAUAAUGUCAAUGUGGAAUUAUGUUGUAUUUUUUUUUUUUUUUUAACGGAUGAAUU
Messenger RNA from Oncorhynchus gorbuscha (pink salmon), 1924 nucleotides. RefSeq names its product testicular acid phosphatase homolog. The record is from RefSeq and is a predicted model, not a curated record. Gene Ontology annotation, cellular component: lysosome; postsynaptic membrane. The coding region runs from base 310 to 1548 and encodes 412 amino acids. Gene Ontology annotation, molecular function: acid phosphatase activity; protein tyrosine phosphatase activity; receptor tyrosine kinase binding. The transcript is spliced from 13 exons. Gene Ontology annotation, biological process: regulation of neuronal synaptic plasticity; lysosome organization; negative regulation of ERBB4 signaling pathway. Lineage: Eukaryota; Metazoa; Chordata; Actinopteri; Salmoniformes; Salmonidae.